GACUUUACUUCAGCUCACUCUUCCUGUAACAGAAACUGUAGACACAACCCCCAGAUUGAGAGGAUACAAACCUGUCUCCUCUUGUUUUCUUAACAGGAUCUAAGGAGCGGUAAGGAGCAGACAGAGAAGCAGGAAGAUGCUCCGACGAAGGCCUUCAAAUGCUUCUGAGAAAGAGCAAGUGCAGAAGAAGAAGCUGACUCUGCAGAGAUCGAGCAGCUUCAAGGACUUCAUGAAACCCAAAAUAGCAUCUCCUGUGAUGACAGACAAGGAGGUGACGCUGGAAGAAAAUGCUGCAGAAACAGCAGCAGCAGAGGAAGUGGUGAAAGGUGGCAUCAAACUGAGCAAGAAGUGGAGAAACGUCAUCUCCAGAACAAUGACCCGCAAAACAUCCAAGAUGGUGCAGAAGGCUCUGGCUGAAGAGGGGUUGGACGACGCCGAGGACAUGUCACCUGUCUCUCCAGAUUUUCUUCCAGACCUGAGUUUAGGACAAAGAAACUCAGUCUGUUCCACGGGGUCCGAGGAAACUGUCUCCAGUCCUAUCUACAGGCAGUUGUCAGGAAGCAGUGAUAGACAGAGUCUGGACAGUGGUUUCAGUCAGCGGGACAGUAUGAGACUUGAGGACAACAGUCUGUCCUACACCGGGCCCUUCUGUGGACGAGCUCUGGUCCACACUGACUUCACCCCCAGUCCCUAUGACAUGGACUCGCUGAAGCUGCAGAAGGGAGACGUCAUCUACAUCAUUGAAAAGCCUCCCGUGGGGACGUGGACAGGAAAACUUAACAAUAAAGUGGGUUCCUUCAAGUUCAUCUACGUCAACCUCCUCCCAGAUGAAAGUCCUCCAACCAGGAGGAAGCGUUGCAGCAGGAAGUCCAAACCCAAGACCCUGGAAGAGGUUCUGGACAGCAUUGGACUGAUGGAGCUGAGCUCUCUUCUGUCCAUGCAUGGGUUCCAGAGUCUGGAGGACUUCACGGGACUAAAAGAGUCUCACCUGAACGAGCUGAACAUCACUGAUUCAGAGCAGCGCACCAAGAUCCUGAGUGCCACAGAACUGUUCCAAGACUCUGAAGAAGAGUCAGAUGAUCCCCACGAGGACCAGGAGCAGGUAAGAUCCGGAGAACCGGCCAAAGAACCGAGAGAUUCGGGUUGUUUCGAGAGCGGUGAGAACGUGGAUAAUGGAUGCGUGGAGAAGAGGGCGGAGGAGGCUGAUGAAGCCUCCGAGGAGCAGACUGAGAAAAAACAAGAACAAAAGGACCGUGAGGAUGAGACAGGAGGGGAGAAGAAGGAGGACGAGACCACAGAUCGGCUGCAGGUUGUCGAGGAACAUCUGCGGGAGCUGAGUUUGGAAGAUGGAGGACAUUGAAGAGAUGAAAGAAGAAGCGGAAUCAUGUUCUACGUUGGACUCUUGAUGGAAAUUGGAUUCUCUUGUGAACACAGACUAGAGUGAUGAUGACACCAGAUGAUUGUCUUUUUAUGUAUAAAUAUUUGGAUCACUUGACUGACUUGACUGUUCCCUGCAUGGUUGCCAGAGCGGAUCAUCUGCCUCCAUCUCACCCUAUCCACUGCUUUGACACCAACGAUCUCUAUGUCCUCUUUAAUAAUAAUCUAAUCGGGGGUCUUCCUACUUCUCCUCCUGCCUGGCAACAUGGCUAGAUCUUUGUCAUUUCUGAAAUUUUCUCUUAAAUAUUUUUAUUCCUCUACGUCCUUUCCAAGCUUUCUUGUUUUAGUGCAAGGGAGAAAUGUUGGUGCAUUCCAGUUGUUAACUUGUGCUUAGCUUUGUUCCAGCAGGUGGCACUCUUACCAGGUACCUGGCAUUUACUGUACAAUGAAGUGGACUAAUACAUUUUAAUUGGCGGUUAUUCCAGGAUUUUAUCCCUGAGCCAAUAUUUUUAUUUUAUUUUAUUUGUGUUUGUGUAUUUUCUCUCCUUCCAGGAUCAAUGGUUUUCCAGUCUUUUAUCGUGUAUUUAUAAAUAUAAAAGUGAAUCCUAAAGGUGUUUCUCAUCUCUUUGUUAUAAAAUAUCCUUAAUGUCUUUCCCACUCACUUUAGUCGUGUUCUUGUACUUUUUGUACUGUGUUUUUCUCAUGUUUUUAUGUAGUCUUUAUGAUUCGAUGUGUUUCAUUUGAAAUAUUAUUUGGUUUCUCUGACCCUGUAAAAAUGCUGUAAGUAGAAUUUAAUUAAAACAAAAUGACAAUGU
Messenger RNA from Cynoglossus semilaevis (tongue sole), 2192 nucleotides. RefSeq names its product SAM and SH3 domain containing 3 (gene sash3). NCBI's taxonomy places the organism in Eukaryota, Metazoa, Chordata, Actinopteri, Pleuronectiformes, Cynoglossidae. The record is from RefSeq and is a predicted model, not a curated record. Gene Ontology annotation, molecular function: protein binding. The transcript has 9 exons. The coding region runs from base 137 to 1360 and encodes 407 amino acids.